This is a messenger RNA of Seminavis robusta, 963 nucleotides long. The record is from the annotation of a GenBank genome assembly. Lineage: Eukaryota; Bacillariophyta; Bacillariophyceae; Naviculales; Naviculaceae.
AUGGCACAGCAUUACGAGUAUUACAAUGACGAGACCGUGGCGACCGAAGCGUCCGAUGAUUCUUGGAGUGAGGUUGAGAUUCGCGUGCAGCAAUCAUCCCCAAAACAAGCCGUAAGCUUCCACGAGUACAACGGCGCUGUGACAGCAGCAGGAGAAAACAGAAUAGUCGAUGAUUUGUAUUCCUACGCCGCCGCCGACGACGACGACUACUGCAGCUUGUUCCGACAGGUGUUUGAAGACAGCGAUACCAGCGACUUGGAGUCAGAAUACGAUGACUACGAAAACAGCCACGAAAGCCGGAAGAUUUUUGCUGCUGCCCAAGAGAUGUUUGACCACGACGAGCAGGAUGAAUGUCAAGUCUUGAACCUCCCUGCUGGCCUUUACGAACUUGAGGACAAGAACCACAUUACCGUCCCCAAACAGAUGUUGCGUGAAGACGGGAAUGAUGAGUGCCAUGUCUUCUCUCUAUCUGAUGAUUUCCUUGCACAUCUCAGAGACCUCGCCCAGAACCAGUCGGACGAUUCUGACAAUGAAAGUGAAUCAAGCAGUGCCGAGGUCGCAGAUGAAGCAGAAAUAUCUGACGUCAAUUAUAGUAGUUUGUACGACAAGGAACUGCAGCGCUGGUGCUUUGAUCCGAUCGAGAGCAGAGUGCUUAGCAUGAUCGAAGUUUCUGGCAGCCGCCAGCCAAAAGUUUGGAAUACGAGCGGGGGACUAUGGGUGGUCCACAGCAUGCCUGAGGCAGAUCUUGCGUCUUGGACUGGCAGUGAAGAAUUUUAUUUCGCUCUAGACCUAGAAAUGGAAAAGGAAAUGGAACAACACGAAUCUAUUUACGAGGGAGUCUGGCAUCCAAUAGUUGAAUAUAUGGCCAGAUCACGCUUGGAAAGAGCAGUGGAUUUGCGCCAUUGCCGGUCAGUUGAUAUUCAUGACGGCAUACUAGAGUCUGCAUACACACCAUAUUUGUAA